Messenger RNA from Anolis carolinensis (green anole), 2613 nucleotides. It is a transcript of the gene zmynd15, whose product is annotated as zinc finger MYND-type containing 15. The record is from RefSeq and is a predicted model, not a curated record. Gene Ontology annotation, biological process: negative regulation of DNA-templated transcription. The transcript has 15 exons. The coding region runs from base 316 to 2550 and encodes 744 amino acids. Gene Ontology annotation, molecular function: histone deacetylase binding. NCBI's taxonomy places the organism in Eukaryota, Metazoa, Chordata, Lepidosauria, Squamata, Anolidae.
AGUCCACUCCCAGUGUGAAGGAGAUGGCCAGCUGUGUGCUGCUCCGGCCAUGGGCCAACUUGGGCCCUCCCUCCAGGUGUUUUGGACUCCCAACUCCCGCCGUUGCCAAGCCAGGUCUCACCUGCCCGGUGUCCCGGCUCAUCGCUUUCUCCCAGGGUCAAGCCACAUCCCCUUUCAAGGCAGCCCUCUCGCCCUGGGCUUCCUCCCCAUUUGCCCCAUCGAGGGCAAAAGGGAGAUCUAGAGCCCCUCAAAAAGAGGGCCGAGUUUUCCCCCCUGGGCUCUUGGAGACUCCUUUGCAGAGAGAAAAAGUGGGAGAUGGAGUUUGUGACGGGGUACCGCGCGGAGAUCCUGGACUUUGCGGAGCUGCUCUUUGGCUGGUACCGGCGCUUCCUGCUGGAGUCCUCGGUGGGCUGGGGGUCUGCGGAGCCGCGCAAGAGGCGGGAGGGGUCCGUGCGGCGCCUGCCCCUGGACCCGGCCCUGUGGGUGCUGCACCUGCUGCCCAACCGCGCCCUGGCCUUCUCCGUCCCCGACCCCGGGCAGCAGGUGGGCGGCCGCUUCUACGGCGAGGAGGCCCUGGCCCUGCGCGACCUCCAGCGCUUCAUCACCUUCGUGGGCGCCGGGGAGGAGGAGGAGGAGGAGGAGCAAGAGGAGCAGCAGGGGGCGGGGCUGGAGGCGGAGCCCGGGGCGGAGCCACCGCAGGAGGACGGCAGGACGGACAGGAGGGAGGAGCCCCAGCCCGGCGGGGCCCGCACAGGUAAGGCGGAGGAGGAGGAGGAGCAAGAGGAGCAGGAAGGGGCGGGGCUGGAGGCGGAGCCUGGGGCGGAGCCACCGCAGGAGGAUGGCAGGAUGGACAGGAGGGAGGAGCCCCAGCCCGGCGGGGCCCGCACAGGGCUGGGCCUGGGCCUGCGCCGCGUGGAGCGCCUGCUGCUGGUGACGGACGAGCACGGCGCCAUCCUGGGCUUCGACUUCCUGCUGGGGGGCCCGGGGCCCUCCGCCCCCGCCCCCUCCCCGCUGGAGGGCCGGGCCCUGGCCCUCCUCCUCCACUGCAUGGCCUGCCCGCUGGGCGCCGGGGAGCCGCGCCGGCCCAAGACCCUCACCGUGGGGGACCCCGCUCUGCACAAGUCCCUGGAGCCGCUGGUGGGGCGCCUGGGGGUGAAGAUGAGCAAGGCGCCCAUGCGCGGGUGGGGUCCCCGCCCGGCCUUCUCCUUCCCCACCACGCGCGGCCGGGCCUGCCACGUCUGCAAGAGGCACAGCUUCGAGGGGCCCCUCGCACCCUGCCACCUCUGCCGGGCGGUGCUGUACUGUUCGGAGCGGUGCCGGCAGCUGGACUGGGACCGGAGCCCCGAGGACGUGGGACACCGCUUCUGGUGCCAGCGCAUGGCCGCCUACAUGGGCCGCGCACGGGAACUGGCCAACCUGCCUUUCACCUUCGCCGCAGAGGCCAGCAGCGAGACCUUCAACAAGGAGGGCUUCCUGGGGUCGCGGGGACUGACCCGGGGCUACUGGGCCGGAGAGAGCAUGAUGGUGCGCGCCCCCGGAUACGGUGUGGGUCUGGCCCCCCCGGGUAGUGGACCCCUCCUCAAGAGCGGUAACCCUUUUGAGGCGCUGCGGCCGGAAGGAGGGACAGCGCUGCCCCCGGCCCCCCCGGAGCCCCCCACCCCUCGGACCUACUUUGGAUCGUGGAAGGAGUACUACCAAUGGCGUGGGCUGCCCCUGGGGGCCCCCCUGGCGGUCAUCCUCACCUACCCGCUGACCAUGUACUACAUCAUCACCCAGUUGGCCCCACAGCACUUCCCAGAACUGAACAUCUUGAACAAGCAGUCCCUCAAGAUCCAUGUGGUGGAAACGGGCAAGGAGUUUGGGGUGCUGAUGGCCUUCUGGGAGCUGUCCGUGCUGCUGCCCCACGUCUCCUUGGAGCUCCUCUUUGUGGGGGACACUUUACCCCCCGAGUUGGAUGGCCAGCAGUUCCUCCUGCAGAGAGACGAGGAGCAAGGCGUCUCCGUCCGGCCUGGACUGACCCCCAGGUCAAAGGGGGGCCGCCGUGAGCUGCAGAUGGGCUUCAGCGCCCGGCCCUAUCACCUCCUGCAGGCCCCCAAACCGGACCUGGUCAUUGGGUUUAACUCAGGAUUCGCCCUCAAGGAGACCUGGCUGAGUUCUCUCCCCCGGCUCCAGUCCCUCCGGGUCCCGGCCUACUUCACCGAAUGCAGCGAAUACAGCUGUGCUGUGGACGAGGCGGCCGUCUCGAUGGCGACGGGGGGGACCACCAGCCCCGCCCAGGUCAACCCCUUCCGCUCACCCUUCCGCCAAGCCGGCAUUGACAACGCCAUGCCCUGGUACUCGAACGCCUUCCUCUUCCACCUGAUCUACAAGGCCUCGGCCAGCAACCACCGCCAGCCCCCCGGGGGCCCCAGUGCCGGCGGCCCCAACGCCCAGGGCCCCCCUCCGGCGGCCCCCCCUCCGGCCCACAGGAACCCCAAGCCCCCCGAGGGGCCCCGCGGAGCCCGGCGCAAGAAGAGGCAGGUGCGCGCGUCCGGACGGAGGCGCAAGUGAGCCAGGAAGGAGGAGGAGGGGGGGCCACCAGCACCCCAGGAAAUAAAGUGCCACCUCCCUGUU